AUGGAAGCUAUAGUAAAGAACGCUAUACAGCAAUUUUGUGAAGAAAAUAACAUCUUGCUGGAUUUUCAACAUGGCUUCCGGAGAGGCCGAUCCUGCCUCUCAAAUCUGCUAGCUUGUCUGGAGAUCUGGACCAGAGCUCUAGAAGAGGGUUUUGAGGUCGAUGUCGUGUACAUCGAUUUCCGCAAAGCUUUUGACACUGUCCCGCACCAACGUCUUCUUCACAAAUUGAGCGACAUCGGCAUCCGGGGAGAUCUUCUGAACUGGAUUAGGGCGUUUGUGGUUGGUCGGAAACAACGUGUCUGUAUCGGGGAUGAUAUGUCAGAAUCGGUGAAUGUGACCAGUGGUGUGCCGCAAGGCUCAGUUCUGGGACCAUUGCUCUUCAUCCUUUACGUUAACGAUAGCCUUCAGGAACUCGACUGCGGCACAAUAAUGUUUGCAGACGAUGUUAAGCUCUGGCAAGUCAUUAAGGGUCCGAAUGAUCAGAGAUCCCUUCAAGAUAACCUGCACCGACUGCAGGCGUGGUCGAAGAAAUGGCUUCUAGAUUUCAAUGUGGAGAAGUGUGCCGUCCUUCACCUGCGUCUAACCAACUCUCAUUGA
This is a messenger RNA of Spirometra erinaceieuropaei, 597 nucleotides long. Lineage: Eukaryota; Metazoa; Platyhelminthes; Cestoda; Diphyllobothriidea; Diphyllobothriidae. The record is from the annotation of a GenBank genome assembly.